Molecule: messenger RNA, 2630 nt
Organism: Girardinichthys multiradiatus
Lineage: Eukaryota; Metazoa; Chordata; Actinopteri; Cyprinodontiformes; Goodeidae
Gene: csad
Product: cysteine sulfinic acid decarboxylase
Exons: 14
Coding region: 1023-2543 (506 amino acids)
Biological process (GO): carboxylic acid metabolic process
Cellular component (GO): cytoplasm
Molecular function (GO): sulfinoalanine decarboxylase activity; pyridoxal phosphate binding
Source: RefSeq, a predicted model, not a curated record
AAUGUAUACCAAGGAAUAGCCUCCAGGUUUCAUUAGGUCUCCAUGACAGCCAUAAGAUACCAUCUGCAUGCCUACCCAGUUGUUUAGGAGUGAAACCUGUUCUGUCUCAAAUGAAUGCAACUGAAACUGUGUUUUGGUAAGAUGAAGCUAAGCUAAAAAUUGACCUUUUUGGCUGAAAAUGGUCCAGCCCUGUAGCAUGUGUGAACGAUGAACAUAACGCAUGAAAAGAAAAUGCACCUUAUGCCUACUGGUAAGUACGACGGCAGACCAGUGAUGGUGUGGGCCUCUUUCUCCAAAGUUUCUUGGAAAGCUUGUUUGAGUGCAUGGCAUGGUGAGUUCAUCAAAUUAUCAGGAAGGAUAAAUACAUGAUCACCUGGACUCUAUCAGUAUGCUGAAAAUGGCUCAUCAUUGGUCUUUCAUUUAGACAAGAACCAGAUCAACACACAAAUGCUUCACAAAACUGAUCUUCUUCCAUGGCCACCUCAGUUCUCAGACCUAAAUUGUACAGAAAACCUGUGAGCUGAAGAUAUGACGGCAUAAGAGGCGACUUUGUAAAGAAAAAUGGGCAAAGAUUCUUUUUUCAAUUGCUCAAAUAAGCAGGCACAGUAUUGUAAAAUCUUAAAAUUUCAUUCAUUUAAAAUGUGUAAGUGGAAUUCAAUUUAUUUCAUUUUCGAUCAGAUCAUGAACAAAGAAGCUGUCUUUUUAAUUUUUAAUCUGAAAUGUUAUCUGACAGUUAAAUCAUAUUUGGUUGUGAACUGAUGAGAAUCAAUUAAACUUGGCUUUUUUAAUGAAAGAUUCCCACUAAACGUGAUUAAAUAUCUUUUGUGACAGACGUAAUAAGUCAAUGAACUCUGCCAUUUCUCCCUCUCUCCCAACUAGCCUCUGGCAUCAUUAAUUAACUUUCACUAUGGGACAAAGGUUGAGUUAUCUACAUUAUUCUCACCUUUGCUUUGUCACUGCUUUCUUUCUGUCAGCGCAAUCCAGGCAAGUUGCAGAGGUUUGCCAGCUUUUUGAAACUAAAUAUGGCAGAAAGAUCUCCAUUUUCAUACGGACAGAGAAUGGAACCGAUUGUUGGUGACUUGAGCGAUCCUCUGAUCAACCACGCAGAGGGACAACUCUUCCUUUAUGAAGCCUACAAAAUUCUUGUGGAGGAGGUGCUCUGCAAAGGCACGGAUGUCAAGGAGAAGGUGUGUGAAUGGAAAGAGCCCGAGGAGCUGGCCCUGCUGUUGGAUCUGGACCUGAGGGAGAAGGGGGAGCCACAGGAAAGACUUCUACAGAGAGUGAGAGAUGUCGCCAAGUACAGCAUUAAGACAAGUCACCCACGUUUCUUCAACCAGCAGUUUGCUGGCGUUGACUACCAUUCUUUGGCUGGACGCUUUCUUUCCGAGGCUCUGAACACCAAUCUCUUCACCUACGAAGUAGCACCAGUCUUUGUUCUGAUGGAGGCUGAGGUGCUCAGAGGGCUUCGUGAGCUGGUGGGCUGGACAGAAGGUGAUGGUAUUUUCUGUCCUGGAGGGUCCACCUCAAACAUGUAUGCCAUGAACCUUGCACGCUACAGACUCUACCCAGAGGUCAAAAGCCAGGGCCUGUGGAGUCUGCCGCGACUGACCAUCUUUACAUCACCUGAGAGCCAUUACUCCGUAAAGAAGGGGGCUGCGUUUCUGGGUUUUGGGAUGGACAAUGUCAUCUUUGUAAAAGUGGAUGAUGGAGGUCACAUGAUUCCAGAAGACCUGGAUGAAAAAAUUGAGCUUUCAAAAUCUCAGGGCGGAGUACCAUUCUAUGUGAGCUGCACAUCAGGCACUACAGUACAGGGGGCUUUUGAUCCGCUGGAUCACAUAGCCGAUGUUUGUGACAAACACAAGCUCUGGCUGCAUGUUGACGCUGCCUGGGGAGGAAGUGUACUGUUUUCCAAGAAACACAAACAUCUGAUGAAAGGAGUUCAUAGAGCAAACUCAGUAGCCUGGAAUCCACACAAGAUGCUGGUGGCUGGCCUGCAGUGUUCUGCUUUGCUGCUUAAGGAUACCACGAACUUAUUGAAGAAGUGCCACAGUGCAAAUGCAUCAUAUCUGUUCCAGCAAGACAAAUUUUACGAUGUGAAUCUGGACAUCGGGGACAAGUCUGUGCAGUGCAGCCGCAAGGUGGACUGUCUGAAGCUAUGGCUGAUGUGGAAAGCUGUCGGCUCCGCUGGAUUGGAACAGCGUGUAGACAAAGCUUUUCUCCAUGCAAGGUAUUUAGUGGAUCAAAUGAAGAAAAGAGAUGGUUUCCAACUUUUGAGGGAGCCAGAGUUUGUGAACGUGUGCUUUUGGUUCAUCCCGCCAAGUCUGAGAGGGAAGGAAAAACCUGGAGACUACCAAAACAGACUGGCUAAGAUUGCUCCAGUGAUCAAGGAACGCAUGGUGAAACAAGGCACUAUGAUGGUCGGCUACCAGCCUCUUGGAGACAGGGUCAACUUCUUCCGCGUAACCAUAUUGUCUCCACUCAUUUCUCAGAAAGACAUGGACUUCUUCCUUGAUGAAAUUGAAAGACUGGGAAAUGAUUUGUGACAAAAACAACCGUAGCCACACAUUGAUUAACAUAAAACAUACUUACUGCUUAAUUACCGCUUACUAAACUUACUAUACAGUCUAGUU